AUGGUGCCGCCGGACGCGUCGAAGCCCGCGCCGGGGUGGUUGCAACCGCUCAUCGGCUUGGCGGAGCCGGCGGGAGAAUCGGCGACGAUCGUCGGGUACUCGCUCGCCAUCGUCACGGCGUUGCUCGUGACUAUCGUCCUCGCGGUGUUGCACUUUCCGGGAUUGUUUGACGUUAUGGUGUUUUUCGGGACGUCGGCGUACGCGUGCUGGCAGUUGGGACCGUACUUGGAUAAAAUCGUCGCCGACGUGGAGGCGCAAUACAACGACAAGUACGGCGGCGACGAGUGA
Molecule: messenger RNA, 288 nt
Organism: Ostreococcus lucimarinus CCE9901
Lineage: Eukaryota; Viridiplantae; Chlorophyta; Mamiellophyceae; Mamiellales; Bathycoccaceae
Exons: 1
Coding region: 1-288 (95 amino acids)
Source: RefSeq, a predicted model, not a curated record